Molecule: messenger RNA, 4890 nt
Organism: Synchiropus splendidus (mandarinfish)
Lineage: Eukaryota; Metazoa; Chordata; Actinopteri; Syngnathiformes; Callionymidae
Gene: skic3
Product: SKI3 subunit of superkiller complex
Exons: 41
Coding region: 125-4819 (1564 amino acids)
Cellular component (GO): Ski complex
Molecular function (GO): protein binding
Source: RefSeq, a predicted model, not a curated record
AAUAUUUAUAUCUACGAGUGUCAAGUAUGCCAACGUGUGUCUUUUAUUUUGAAAGAGUCUGAAGCGCCAAGCACUUCCGUGUUUUGGACUGGUGUGGCAGAGCAAGUGUGAACACACCUGAGCAAUGUCCAGCAAACAAGUGAAAGCGAACCUGAAAAGUGCCAGAGAGGCCAUAAAAAACAAGGAAUAUAAGGAAGCGUUGAAACAGUGCAAGGCGGUCUUGGAGCUUGAGAAGACCAACUACACAGCAUGGGUGUUCAUUGGUUUGGCAGCCAGUGAGCUUGAACAGCCAGAUCAGGCAAACACGGCUUACAGGAAGGCAGUGGAGCUGGAUCCUGAGCAGCUACUGGCAUGGCAGGGUCUGGCAAAUCUAUACGAGAAAACAGAUCAGUGGGAUUUUAAAGUUGAGCUACCUGAUGUUUAUCAGAAGCUUGCAGAGCUCUACAAAAGUUCAGACAAAAAUAAGUGCUGUGAUGUCAUCAAAAAACUGUCAGAUAUUUAUCAUUCUGAAAAAGAAUACCCCAAGUUUGCAAAAGCUUGGUUGCAACUUAUUGAACUCAAAGAAGAGGAGUCUGUGGACAGAAAAGAGUUACUACAACUAUGGCAGCACUUGAUCAGCCUCCUGUCAGAAUGUCACAAUGAGAUGGAAAAAGAUGGUGAAACUCAAAAACAUUUGCUCACUGCUUUUGAGAAGGCCCUGAGUCUCAUGGAUCCAGUACCAGGAGUUGAACACAGGAAGCUAUCAGCUGACUAUAUUCGAUCUCUUUCCAAACUUUCUCAUCAGGAGGCAAAAAUGAAGGCUGCGUGUGAGAGCAUGCUUUCCCAGUACCCAGACCAAAGCUUUCCUCUGGAAGUCCUCUGCUCUCAUUAUCUUAAAACAGGUAUUCAAAAUGAGGACGACCUUAGUUAUUUUUCACGGCUUCUCGAAGUUGAUCCUCAGAAUGGAUUGGGCCGUUUGGGAAUGGGCACCCAAGCAUUUCAGGAGGGCAGGUACAAAGAUGCAAUCACAGACCUUACUCAAGGUCUGAAAACUGUCAGCUGUGGUCCAGGAUGGUGCAGUUUGGCUGAGGCUCAGCUAAAACUCCACCGGUUCUCUGAUUGUGCUUCCUCUUGUUGUCAAGGUUUGACAUUGUGUGUGUCUGAGGAGGAGAAACUAAGGGUGAAGCUGCUGAAACUACAGUUGGAGGCUUUAGUUCAGAGUGGAGGAGAAAAGGAUGCUGACCAGGCCUUGGAAGCCUUUUCACUGAUACCCGGUGCCGAAAAAGACCCCCUUUUGGUGGUUCUGAAAGGUCGCGCUCUUCUAAAUAAAGGGCAGGUUGAUCAAGCAGUGGCUAUCUCAUCCGAGCUAGUGUCCUCGGAGCCGGUCCUGGCUGCAGGGUGGGUUCUGAAAGCUCAGACACACAUAGCUGAAGGCCAACAACAGCAGGCAGAGGAAAGCUUCAUCAAGGCCAUAGAGCAAAGUCCAGACUGUGGCGAAUACUAUUUCCUCCUGGGGAAGCUGUACUGGAACAUGGGAGAGGAAACACAGAAGGACAGAAGCAAGGCUCACACACAUUUGCUCAAAGCUGCCAAAAUGAAUCCGAAUCUGGGCUGCUCCUUCCGCUACCUUGGACACUAUUAUCGUGAGGUGGCGGGCGACUCUGGGCGGGCACGUGGGUGUUAUAAGAAAGCCUUUGACCUGGACGGUGACGACGCAGAGUCAGGCGCCGCUCUUGUUGACCUCAGUAUGGCGAACGAUGACAUGGAUACGGCGUUAGCUGUUCUGCAGGCCGUGACUGAGAGGGCCACGCCGGGGUCUGCCAAAUGGGCAUGGAUGAGACGAGGGCUUUACAACCUGAAGAUUGGACAGCAUCAACAGGCAAUAGCAGACCUCCAAGGAGCCUUGCGAGCCGAUCCGGAGGACUGGGUGUGCUGGGAGUGUCUGGGGGAAGCCUAUCUGAACCGCAGGAGCUUCACCGCAGCCCUGAAGGCCUUUGGAAAAGCCCAUCAGCUCCAUCCCUCCUCCAUCUACAGCGUCUACCAGGCCGCAGCCAUCAAACAGACCCUGGGCCAGUUUCCAGAGGCCAUUGCAGAGUACCACCAGAUCAUAGCGCAGCGUGAUUAUAUCCCUGCUUUAAAAGGUCUUGGGGAAUGUCAGCUCUCUGUGGCUAAAUCUUUGCUGGAGGACUGCAGGGAUAAGAAGGCGCUUGAUCUGAUUGAGCAGGCUGUAGAAAACCUCUUCAAAGCGGCUCAACUGCGGCCAGAUUUGUCUUGUCUGUGGAAGCUUUUGGGGGAUGCAUGCUUUGCUGCAGGGACAGUCUCCCCAGGCAGGGCCCAGGUGCACGUCCCAGCAGCACUGGCCGGUUCAGGCGCAGACCUGCGCAGCUGUGUGCUGAAUCAGAUGGAAACACUCAAAGUCGGCGAGAGGUGCUACGCCCGUGCCUUGAAGCUGAUGCCUGAUGUUGCCAGUCUUUGGCAAGAUCUUGGGCUUAGCUAUUUCAGGCAGGCUGGCCUCACACCAGAGGGGGAAGAGAACGCCCUUCUACUUGAGAAAGCUCAGCAAUGCAUCAAAAAGGCCAUCAUGUUGGACAGUGGAGAUCACAAUUACUGGAACACUCUGGGGGUCAUUUCCAUGACCAAAGGUCUUGAGAACUUGGCUCUGGCUCAACAUUGUUUCAUCAAGUCAAUUGAUGUCCAACCAAUUAAUGUUGUUGCCUGGACUAACCUGGGAACCUUAUAUCUGAAGAAGGACAAUAUAGAGUUGGCCCAUGAAGCCUUCAAGAUGUCCCAGUCUUUGGAGCCACUGUAUGUCAACUGCUGGAUUGGACAGGCUCUGAUUGCUGAGAGAGUUGGGAGCUACGAGAUCAUGGAUCUCUUCAGGCACAUCACUGAACUCAGCCCUCAUACUGAGGGGGUUAAAGGCUAUGCUUACUGGGUCUGCUCCACCCUGCUGGAUAAAAGCAACCGAGACACAGAGCAGUUCCGCUUCAACAUCGUUCAGAUGAAUGCUGUCACUGUGGCUCAAGUGGCUCUCGGAAAGUACACAGAGCGGAUCCAGACGGACCCGGACGCCUUCUUGAUGCUGGGUUACCUGAAUGAGCAUCUGCAGCUGAAGAGACAGGCUGUGGAGGCGUACCGCAGAGCUGUGGAGCUGCUGCAGGCCUCAGCCCUGACUGAUAAGCAGGUGUUUGCCUUGGGUUGUCACGGCCGCGCUUUAUGUUCUCUGGGAGAGUGGGAGCAGGCCAUCCAGGUGUUCAGCUCUACCCCGCUUCAGGAGCUGAGGGACCUGGCAGGACUGGCUCUGGCCUGCUGUCGGGCUGGACGGCUACCAGACAGCAUCAACGCCUACGAGCGAGCCCUGGCUCUGUCUCCAGACCAGAAGGAGACUGCCUACCUCCUGACGGCCCUGUCGCUGCUCCAGCACCGGCAGGGUCAGCUGGACUCAGCCAAGACUCUGCUUUUCAAAUGCUCAAUGUUGCAGGAGCCAAUCCCAGAGUCCCUCUUGUGCUUGUGCGCCCUCGGCUUGGUUCUCAAAGACGCCACGCUGGCUGCUGCUGCCUUAACUGAGCUGCUCAAACAAGGCUCCACCUCUCAGGACGUUGUGGCGCAGCGGUGUCUCCUGACCUGCAGCUUGCUGGCGCUGCAAGGGAACUACAGCGCGCUGCAGAGAGAAGCGUCCAGGGCCGUGCACAGCAACCCUGGAAACCCGUCUCUUUGGGCUUUGCUGUCCAGGGUGGUGGCGCAGUACCACCCCAGGAAGGCACGCGGUGGAGCAGUGGCUGCUGACGUGGCCUGCCUCUCCAACAUGGGCCAAGCCAAGAGGGCGAUGUUGUUCAAGGGCAUGAACCAGCUGGCGACAGGGACACACUCUGGGGAGGAUGGUCGGAGGGACGCCCUGAAGACCAUGCAGAGAGCCGUGCUGCUCUGUCCUGAUGAUCCAGCUGCAUGGGCGGGGUUGAUGGCUGCCUGUCACAGUGAGAACACUUCCUGCCGUCUCUCUGGCUCGGCUCCUCGGAGACUGGGGCUGGAACAGACUUUACUGUCUGUGGUGUCUGAAAAAUUGGCUGGUUUGGAGGCCGUUGAGCGCCCCCUGGCUCUGAGUCUGGAGGGCUGGGUCCUGCAGCAGGCCGUGACCGGCCUCAUGCUGGCAGGGCAGCUGGAGCAGGCGGAAGCUCUCUGCUCCACGGUGCUGAGUGUUUCUCCAGAACAGCCCUCAGUGAUGCUCCUGCUCAGACAAGUGCAGUGUGAGCGCCUCCUGCAGGACAGUAGCGGAGCAGUUCUGCCAGAGUCGGUCUUCCAGCAGCUCAACAACUCCGUGAUGAUGAACCCCACAAACGUUGGAGGCUGGCAUUGGCUGGCAGAGGUCUAUGCGCGGCAGGGUCUGCAGAUCCAAGCCGUCAUGGCAUACAGACAGAGCUUACAGCUGUCGUCGCAGCUGGGACAGUAUAACAGCCAGAUGUCCAGCCUGCUGCGACUGGCUCUGCUGGCCCUCAAACCCUGCAUGGCCGGUGCUCUGAGUAACGACUGGAGGGACCUGGUACAGGAAGCCACCACGGAGGUGUUGAAGCUGGGAUCUUCCCCGAUGGCUCUCCUCUUCCAGGCUCUGCUUCAGUUUGUCACCAAACCGACCGCUCGGGAAACCAGGCGGCUGUUGGAGAAGCUGGUCUACGUCGACUCUGCAGAUGUCCCUGCUACUGUGGUGCAAGUGGCUCGCUGGUAUCUUCUACGACACCUGCACUCAAAGCAUGACGAUGAGCUGAUGAACGUCCUCUUGGAAAACGCCAGAACAAACGGCGAUCAAAGGUUGCUGCAGUUCCACUCACGGCUCGUCUCUUCUUGAAUGCAGAUCAUGUCGCCUGCUGCUUUGAGUUGAUAUGAAACCGUGUGCUGUUCACAGCAGUCUGCAACAAA